Messenger RNA from Trichoderma breve, 3588 nucleotides. RefSeq names its product mono-functional DNA-alkylating methyl methanesulfonate n-term domain-containing protein. Lineage: Eukaryota; Fungi; Ascomycota; Sordariomycetes; Hypocreales; Hypocreaceae. Gene Ontology annotation, biological process: mRNA splicing, via spliceosome. The record is from RefSeq and is a predicted model, not a curated record. The transcript is spliced from 5 exons. Gene Ontology annotation, molecular function: U2 snRNA binding; protein binding. Bases 1 to 3588 code for a protein of 1195 amino acids. Gene Ontology annotation, cellular component: nucleus; U2 snRNP.
AUGGCGACCACUUCUAACAUGUUCCUUUACUCGCUGACGAUCCAGCCGCCAACCAAUGUCGUCCAAGCGGUUCUGGGUCAGUUCGCGGGCACCAAGGAGCAGCUCAUCAUCACGGGUGCUGGGUCACGGUUGGCUCUCUUACGGCCUGACCCGUCCCAGGGAAAGGUCAUCACACUAUUGUCUCAUGACAUCUUCGGCAUUAUCAGGUCUUUGGCCGCCUUUCGCCUAGCCGGCAGCAAUAAGGACUACUUAAUCUUAGCAACUGACUCUGGUCGGAUCACGAUUAUUGAGUAUCUUCCGAAAGAGAAUCGAUUCCACAAGCUGCAUCUGGAGACUUUUGGAAAGUCUGGCGUGCGGAGAGUUAUUCCUGGAGAAUAUCUCGCUUGUGACCCCAAGGGGCGCGCGUGUCUCAUUGCAUCCAUUGAGAAGAACAAGCUCGUAUACGUGCUCAAUCGAAACUCCCAGGCAGAGCUCACCAUCUCCUCGCCCCUCGAGGCUCACAAGCCUGGAGUCUUAGUCAUUUCCAUGGUAGCACUCGAUGUUGGAUAUGCCAACCCCGUGUUUGCUGCUCUAGAGAUGGACUAUACUGAGGCGGAUCAAGAUGCUACAGGAGAAGCUUUGCGAGAGCUGGAAACUCAGCUGGUCUACUAUGAGCUUGAUCUCGGUCUCAAUCACGUUGUGAGAAAGUGGUCAGAGCCUGUAGACUCAACUGCCUCGCUGCUAUUCCAGGUACCUGGUGGCAAUGAUGGGCCCAGUGGCGUCCUGGUGUGUGGCGAGGAAAACAUCACAUACCGCCAUUCCAACCAAGAGGCUUUCCGAGUGCCAAUUCCCCGCCGACGAGGAGCAACGGAGGAUCCGUCCAGAAAGCGCACCAUCAUCUCUGGUGUCAUGCACAAGCUCAAGGGCAGCGCUGGCGCUUUCUUCUUCCUACUCCAGACCGAGGACGGUGACAUGUUCAAGGUUACAAUCGACAUGGUAGAGGACGAAGAAGGCAACACUACAGGUGAAGUCAGAAGGCUCAAAAUCAAGUAUUUCGAUACAGUCCCAGCUGCAGCUAGUCUCUGUAUUUUGAAGAGCGGCUUCCUCUAUGUUGCCAGCCAGUUCGGAAACUUCUCCUUCUACCAAUUCGAAAAACUUGGAGACGAUGACGAAGAGUUGGAGUUUACCAGCGACGACUUCCCUGUCGAUGCACAGGCUUCGUAUAAUCCCGUCUACUUCUAUCCCCGGCCAUUGGAAAAUCUGGUCCUCGUUGAGAGCAUUCCUUCCAUGAACCCUCUUCUUGACUGCAAGGUUGCCAACUUGACCAACGAGGAUGCGCCUCAGAUUUAUACCAUUUGUGGCAACGGUGCUCGAAGCACAUUCCGGACACUGAAGCACGGACUUGAGAUUAAUGAAAUCGUGUCCUCUGAGCUGCCCGGCAUCCCAUCUGCUGUUUGGACGCUGAAGCUGAAUCGAACUGCACAUAUCGGAGAGACGGUGGAAGAAGUCAGCGACUCUGGCUUUCUUACCAGUGUCCCAACUCUGGCUGCCCAGCUGCUCGGUGAUGACGGUCUGAUUCAAGUCCACCCCAAGGGUAUUAGGCAUAUCCGUAAUGGGCAAGUUAACCAGUGGGACGCUCCACAGCACCGGUCUAUCGUGGCCGCUUCAACCAACGCCCACCAAGUAGCUAUUGCCCUAAGCUCUGGUGAAAUUGUCUAUUUCGAGAUGGAUGAUGACGGUUCACUGGCAGAAUACGACGAGAAGAAAGAAAUGUUCGGAACAGUUACGUGCCUAAGCCUGGGCGAAGUUCCUGAAGGCAGAUUGCGAAGUUCUUUCCUUGCAGUUGGCUGUGACGACUGCACAGUCCGUAUUUUGAGCCUUGACCCAGAGUCUACUCUUGAAAACAAGUCAGUGCAAGCACUGACAGCAGCGCCCACCUCCCUCGCCAUCAUUUCCAUGGAAGACUCGUCAUCAGGCGGCUCCACCCUCUACCUACACAUCGGCCUCUACUCAGGCGUCUACUUGCGGACUGUCUUGGAUGAAGUUACUGGCGAAUUAACAGACACGCGACAGAAGUUUCUGGGGCCGAAGCAAGUGAGACUAUUCCAGGUAACGGUCCAGGGAAGGACUUGUGUACUUGGUCUAAGCUCUCGACCAUGGCUGGGAUAUGCUGAUCCCAUCACCAAGACCUUUGUCGUCACUCCCCUCAACUAUGUUGAUCUGGAAUGGGGCUGGAAUUUUACAAGCGAGCAGUGCGAGGAAGGCGUCGUGGGUAUUCAAGGACAAACUCUACGGAUUUUCUCUGUCGACCGACUUGGCGACACACUCAUCCAGAGUUCAAUUCCCUUGACUUACACGCCCAAGAAGAUGGUGAAGCAUCCAGAUCAUCCUCUUUUCUAUGUGAUUGAGGCGGAUAAUCACACUCUUGCUCCUGAGCUCUGCGCCAAAUUGCUUGCAGACCCAGCCCGUGUCAAUGGGGACACCAAGGUUCUUCCACCAGAAGAAUUUGGGCACCCCAGAGGCAACCGACGCUGGGCCUCGUGUAUCAGCGUCGUUGACCCUCAAGCCGAAGAUGGUCAAGUUCUGCAAAGAAUAGACCUAGAGGAGAAUGAGGCCGCAGUCAGUGUGGCCAUCGUGACGUUUGCCAGUCAGGAGAACGAAACCUUCCUGGUCGUUGGAACCGGGAAAGAUAUGGUCGUGAACCCUCGCAGUUUUUCUGAUGCAUUCGUCCAUAUCUACCGGUUUGAGAACGACGGCAGGGGUCUAGUAUUCAUCCACAAAACCAAGGUCGAAGAGCCUCCUAUGGCCAUGAUACCUUUCCAAGGACGAGUGUUAGUGGGCAUUGGAAAGACACUCCGCAUAUACGAUCUCGGUAUGCGGCAGCUGCUACGAAAGGCCCAAGCCGAAGUCGCACCACAGCAGAUCAUCUCUCUAAGUACUCAAGGUAACCGAAUUGUUGUUGGAGACGUGCAGCAAGGCAUAACCUACGCUGUCUACAAGCAGUCAACAAACAAACUCAUUCCUUUCGUGGACGACACCGUCGCCAGAUGGACGACUUGCACAACGAUGGUAGAUUAUGAGACGGUUGCCGGUGGAGACAAAUUUGGCAACAUCUUCAUCGUGCGCUCUCCACAGAAGGCCAGUGAAGAGGCCGAUGAGGAGCAAGCAGGACUCCAUCUACUCAACGCCAGAGAUUACCUUCACGGAACCUCUCAUCGCCUGGAUCUGAUGUGCCACCUCUUCACUCAGGACAUUCCAACGAGCAUUGCCAAAACCAGCUUGGUAGUUGGAGGGCAGGACGUCCUGUUGUGGAGCGGACUUAUGGGCACUAUUGGUGUUUUGAUUCCGUUUGUUACGCGAGAAGAUACAGACUUCUUCCAAAGUCUAGAACAGCAUAUGAGGGCCGAGGAUCCUCCUCUGGCAGGCCGAGACCACCUAAUGUACCGCAGCUACUAUGCACCCAUGAAGGGCAUCAUUGACGGCGAUCUCUGCGAGAGAUAUGCUCUGCUUCCAAAUGAUAAGAAGCAAAUGAUUGCAGGGGAGCUGGACCGCUCUGUCCGAGAAAUUGAGCGGAAAAUAUCGGACAUCCGAACUCGGUCUGCCUUUUAA